AGCCACGUGUGCCGGGUCUUCUUCGCUGUAAGGAGCAACCACCGCGGCCCACGACAUUACAAGACAGACUCCGGUCCAAGAGACGCACUUCUCUCUCCCUCUCGAACGUCCAAUUCCGUUUCAGAGCCCUGAUCUCGUACCAGCAGCGUGGAGAUCGCAUUUGGCUGCGAUCCAGGAGGUCGAUCGGUGAGCGGCUGCCUGGAGUGGUGGAGGUGGUGUGAGCUCGUUCGAUGAGUUUGGGCGUCGAUCCAGGCUUGCAGGAGUUCGAUCCAGAGAUGUUGGUGUUGGUGGGUGGGGCUGAUUCAGUGUAGGUCCCGGCAGUUGCAUCGGGCAUCGAGGAAUGAGUGUAGAAUUGGGAUUUCUUGUGGGAGGUGUCAGGGUAGGGUGGACAAGUUGACUGUAGCGGUUUUUUUAGAAUCGUGCUGGGGUGGAUGCACGGGGCUUCCGAGCAAGGGGGAUGCUUUUUUAGAGCAGUCCCGUAGACUUCGCCUGGUUUCGUUGAAUACGGGUGGGUUUCAGACCGAGCGAGAGCGAGAGAGAGAGUUUGGAGCGUGUGCUUGCUGCUUGUGGAAGUGAUUUGUUGAGAUCCCUCACGACGUUCUGCCUUGAUUUCGACUCGCCAUUUGAUUGGGCGUAUUAGAAUCUAUGUGUAGGCUUGAAGGUUGUGUGUAUUGCUCUGAUUUAGGAGGAGAUGUGAUACAACCUUAAUGUCGACGGGCGCGCAAGAGGUGCAGUUGUACCUGCUCAUAUCCUCGUUCCGUCUGUUUGUGUGGACUUUCAUACACUUGUGCGGAUACUGUACAUAGUCUUCGUGGGUGACCUUCUCGGUGAUCGCUUUCAUCACCCGUCCUUUCCCCGUGGCUAUGGAUAGAAUGCUCGCUUCAAUACACUAUUGAACCCAUUUUCUCCAUCCUUUCAUCGUCUCACUUCUUCUGCUAGAUCUAGAUUUACAACUCAUGCAACUUGAAGAGGUGGAACCAAUCGUCUUGCGGUGCUGAAUCAGUGGGAGCCAUAUUUUUGAACCAUUCCAGUUUCUUACUCAGUACGAAACUGAACAUUGUAUGGCAUCCGGGGCUGUGAUGCCACGGGCUAUAUUGAGAUAGUACAGAUAUAUUCGAGAUUGAAGAGACUUGUGGUUCCUGAAAUGGCCACAGAUUCAUACCUAGCUCUAUAACAUAGAUAGAUCACUCUCCUAGCGGACUACUCUCAUUUAUAGUGAUCGCAUUGAGUUUUACAACGUAGCAAAGUCCUUUUGCAGCAAAUCCAGGAAAAACUACAUGAAAUAUCGGCUUAUGCCCUAUUCCCACCUGUGCUGACGAGAUUGUUACAAUUUGAAGGUGUGUAUAUUGUCAAUACUAUCAACACAGCAAGAAAAAUGAGGUUUAAUGUAAAAGGAGCAACCGGCGCUGCAGCUGUUGCUGCCAUAGGAAAUUUUCUUCAAGGCUGGGAUGGUGGCGCCAUAGCUGGAGCGCUUCUUUUCCUUAAGCCCGAGUUUCAUUUAGAAGCAACUCCUGUACUGGAGGGUUUGGUGGUUGCCUCUACACUCUUAGGCGCUGUAGUCAGUGUAAGCUUGGCCGGCCCAGCUGCAGACUGGUUAGGUCGGAGAUUCAUCCUAUGUAUAUCCAGUGUGUUGUAUUCUAUAGCAGCAUCGAUUAUGCUGUGGUCUCCGAACGUGCACGUGCUGAUCCUGAGCCGGGUCAUAGUGGGGUUAGCCGUUGGAUUGGCAUCAACAAUUUCACCAAUUUUGAUAUCAGAGUCUGCACCAGCCGAAAUGCGUGGCCGACUUGGAACGCUUCCCCAGCUCUUGGGAUCCCUAGGGCUUUUCUUGGCCUAUGCAAUGGACUUCUACUUGUCACUGCAAGUCAAUCCCAACUGGAGGAUCAUGCUGGGCGCUUUGGGUGUACCCUCUUUAAUCUACUUUUUGUUCUGUCUCUUUGUUCUGUCGGAGUCUCCUCGGUGGCUCGUAAGCAAGGGACGCAUGUACGAAGCAAAAGUGGUGCUGCAAAAUCUCCGUAAUCAAGAGGACGUGUCAGCCGAGCUCGCAUUGCUGGUCGAGGGUCUAGGGGUUGUCACCGAAUCCCGCCUCGAGGAAUGGCUUAUCAAACCAGCUGGCGGAGACGAAUAUGAGCAUUAUAUGGAAGACAACUUGAUAAAGCUAUUCGCUGCUGACGAAGGUGUUAGUUGGGUGGCUACUCCCAUUGUCGAUGACUGGGGUCAUGGCGGACUAGCGCGGACCGGCAGUCAUGAUUUCCAGAGCGUACUUCCAAAGUUAGAUACAACAGUUGCAUUGUUGGGGAAUUUCCAGAUGAAUAACUAUGAUUAUAUGACCUCACGGGAUGUCUAUGACGAUGAAUACAAACACGAUCGGCGGUGGGACGAAGAAGCUCCUAGGACGCCGAGGUAUGGAGCGCAGGGCUAUUACUCUGAAACUGACAUGGGUAUGGUGGAGAGCCGGGAUAAUGAUGACUCGUUGCAGCUUCCGCUUAUCGGCGGUAGUGCCUAUGGAACUGGCAGAUAUGGCAAUCUUACUCCACGCAGCCGGCUGGCAUACGGUUUCUUCGCUCCUACAAUGUCGAGGCAAAGCUCAACAAGAAGCACAUACGACGAUACAAUUGCAGAGGCUCUAGGAACUGUAGGUGUAGGAGGAGGUUGGCAGCUAGCAUGGCAGAGGGAUGGCGAAGAUGGUUCACUGAGGAGGGUGUUUUUGAAAAGUGAAGCUGGUGAUUUGUCCAAUAUAACUACGCAUGCGCUGUCUGGGUAUGGAAUAGGUGGUGAUUGUGAAUCGUUUCCGGCUGCUGUGCUCGUGGCAAAAACGGCCCUUAACCCUGAGCUGCUAAAAGAGCAUCCAGUGGGACCUGCCAUGCUCAAUCCUGCUGAGAUUGCCAAGCACGGAAGUUCACGUUCAUACUUGAAGCAAGCCGGCGUUCGUCGUGCACUUAUUGUUGGAGUAGGCCUUCAAAUAUUGCAGCAGGUUAGCGGUAUCAGUGCUGUCCUAUAUUUCACUCCUCAAAUUCUGAUGGAAUUGGGAACUGGAGCCUUGCUUGCAAAAAUUGGAAUUGAAGGUGAAUCGGCUUCUAUUUUGGCAAGUGGCGUCACAUGCUUACUCAUGCUGCCAUGCAUUUUGAUAGCAAUGCGGCAUGUGGACUCAUCAGGCCGCAGGCAAUUGCUGUUGGCAACGAUUCCAAUUCUUAUCAUCUCUCUUGUAGCUCUUGUACUGGCUAAUAUGUUCCUCCCCACAGGCCUAAUGGCUUCAGCUAUUUCGUUUAUAUUUGUCACCAUCUUCAUCUGCUCCUUCGUUGCAGGAUUUGGUCCUGUUCCCAACAUCCUGUGCUCCGAAGUUUUUCCAACAAGCGUUCGUGGCGUUUGCAUCGGCAUCUGCGCUGCUGCCAUGUGGUGCAGCAAUAUUCUUGUAACAUACUCUUUCCCUCUUGUCAGUAAGCAAAUAGGCCUCGCGGGAGUGUUCAGUCUUCUGUCUGUUGCCACUGUAGCUGCUUGGAUCUUUGUAUUUCUGAAAGUUCCAGAAACCAAGGGUCUUCCUCUAGAAAUCAUCUCGGAGUUCUUUGCAGUUGCCCCCUACAAAAAGGAAAAAGACAAGAAUCUAGAGUACUUCUAGACGUGUUCACUAGGAGGGUUGUAGCCCCAAACUCUUCACAUCGAUGCUAAUUUUCAAUUACAGGUACACCAAAGAGCACACUGAUACUGAAAACAGAAGAGUGCAUACAGAAGUGGGCUGCUUUAAACACGAUAAUAGGCAGGAUAUGUAAUAAUGUAACGUGACUAAAUCUCAAGCAAAAAUGUAUAUUUCAAGAGUUCGAAAGGUGUUCAAAGGGCACCAUUAAAUUUCGUCUCAGCUUAUUAUCA
Messenger RNA from Physcomitrium patens, 3861 nucleotides. Its product is annotated as monosaccharide-sensing protein 2. Gene Ontology annotation, molecular function: transmembrane transporter activity. Gene Ontology annotation, cellular component: membrane. The record is from RefSeq and is a predicted model, not a curated record. Gene Ontology annotation, biological process: transmembrane transport. Lineage: Eukaryota; Viridiplantae; Streptophyta; Bryopsida; Funariales; Funariaceae.